Molecule: messenger RNA, 984 nt
Organism: Thamnophis sirtalis
Lineage: Eukaryota; Metazoa; Chordata; Lepidosauria; Squamata; Natricidae
Source: RefSeq, a predicted model, not a curated record
UGUAUUUUUUUUUGUUUUUCUGUCAUAAUUUUUAAAAGCAAUACAGUAAAAAAAAAAAGAGACUAAUUUCAAAAUUAGUAUCAGAUAAGAGAUAUUUGUAUUAUUUUACAUUUAAAAGAUAAUGAUACACAACUUCCUUUGUAUCUACCUUUAAUACUAUUAACUGUUCUCUUAACAAUUCGGAUGCCUCAUGGUUCACAUUGAUUAGGAUUGAUUUAAUUGUUAUGUCAAUUCGUAAGAACCCUUACUAUCAUAUUAUCUCAAUCGUAUUAUUAUCAGGUCAUAUUUGUCAGAAUGAAUCAGCAGGGUGGUUCUACCUGAAUGUCAUGUUUUGUGUUCUGUUUAAGGCCAUGCCCACCUCACCGAUUUUAACAUUGCAACCAUCGUCAGAGAUGGAGAAAGAGCCACUGCUCUAGCUGGGACUAAGCCUUACAUGGCUCCGGAGAUCUUUCAUUCCUUUCUGAAUGGAGGAUCGGGCUACUCCUUUGAAGUUGAUUGGUGGUCUCUAGGAGUGAUCGCAUAUGAGCUUCUGCGUGGAUGGAGGCCUUAUGACAUCCAUUCCAAUAGUCCUGUGGAAUCGCUAGUUCAGCUGUUCAGCACCGUGAGCGUCCAGUAUACAACAGCUUGGUCAAAAGACAUGGUGGCAUUAUUAAGAAAGCUUUUGACAGUCAAUCCUGAGCAUCGUUUUUCCAGUCUAGCCAACAUCCGGACUUCCUCCUACUUCUCUAAUGUGGACUGGGAAGAAAUUUGGGAGAAGAAAGUAGAGCCUGGCUUCGUUCCCAACAAGGGCCGCCUGCACUGCGACCCCACUUUUGAGCUGGAGGAGAUGAUUCUGGAGUCGCGGCCGCUGCACAAGAAGAAGAAGAGGCUGGCCAAGAACAAAUCCAGGGACAACAGCAAGGACGGAUCGCAGUCCGAAAAUGAUUACUUGCAGGAAUGCCUUGAAGCAAUUCAGCAAGAUUUUGUCAUUUUUAACAGAGAAAA